Molecule: messenger RNA, 768 nt
Organism: Fusarium mangiferae
Lineage: Eukaryota; Fungi; Ascomycota; Sordariomycetes; Hypocreales; Nectriaceae
Exons: 2
Coding region: 1-768 (255 amino acids)
Biological process (GO): positive regulation of DNA-templated transcription
Cellular component (GO): nucleus
Molecular function (GO): transcription coactivator activity; chromatin DNA binding
Source: RefSeq, a predicted model, not a curated record
AUGGACAAUCCUCAUGACUAUCUUAUUACAAGCCGUCCUCCUUCGCGGCCCGUCGAUCCUGACAAUGCCGAUAGCUGGGUUAUGCUCAAUCAGGGCGGCUUCGUCAAGCUUGGCAAUGAACGCAUCUUGAUGAAGCUCGAAUCGAGAAUCUCAUGCGACCUGUCUGUGCCCCAGGAGCUGAGAGCACGAUGUGCCUCGUUUCAACGGAAGAGUGAUAAAGGCACCCUUUUCCUGACCAACAAGAGAAUCGUUUAUCUUCCUUUAAAACCUACUCAAGAACCAAAAUUUGAAUCGUUCAGUGCUCCGAUCCUGAAGUUUCAAGAUUCCACCACCUCAUCAUCCAUGUGGUGGGGAUGGGUGUGGAAAUCAGAUUGUAUUCCUGUAUCCGGUGGUGGCAUUCCUCCAGAUAUUCCUCGGCUUGAGGUCAAGUUCACAUUUUCAGAUGGGGGCAUGAUGGAUUUCAACGAAGCCUACAUAAGGCUCCGGGAGCGACUUUACCAGUAUCAAGAGAUGCGCCGGGAGAUGGGCCCCGGUGCUGAUGUCCCCGAUGAGCCUCUUCCAGCAUAUGAAGCUCCUUCUGCCCAGCCAGCACCUACUACAAAUUCGGCAGAUGUACGCCCUAAUCGCUCAGAGAGCGCCGCUAGUAGGAGAGCACCGGACGAACCACCACCAGAUUAUGACGAGGCUCAGGCGCAGCAGUUGAAUAUUCGAUUGGAGGACCACAUUCGGGGUGAAAUCGAUAGGGGAGCAUACGAAAAUGAUGAUUAA